Molecule: messenger RNA, 1365 nt
Organism: Pseudovirgaria hyperparasitica
Lineage: Eukaryota; Fungi; Ascomycota; Dothideomycetes; Acrospermales; Acrospermaceae
Product: 4-hydroxyphenylpyruvate dioxygenase
Exons: 2
Coding region: 44-1261 (405 amino acids)
Biological process (GO): L-tyrosine catabolic process
Molecular function (GO): 4-hydroxyphenylpyruvate dioxygenase activity
Source: RefSeq, a predicted model, not a curated record
GGUCAGUAUACUUAGGUACCUGCUUCGAAGUGACAUAUUCAUCAUGGCACCAAUUGCCCUAUCACCACCUUCCUCGCCAUCAACACAAGCUGCUCAACUGGUACCCAGUAUCGACAGCUACAAAGGUUACCAUCAUGUGCAUUGGUACGUGGGAAAUGCUAAGCAAGCGGCUGCAUACUAUGUCUCGCGUAUGGGGUUCGAGCGAGUUGCGUACAAAGGACUCGAGACUGGUUCAAGAGCUACUGCUUCACAUGUUAUUCGGAAUGGAUCCGUAACAUUUGUCCUGACAUCGCCGCUGCGAUGUAUGGAGCAAAUCGAUCGUUUCGGCCCAGAAGAGCAAACACUAUUGAAGGAUAUCCAUGCGCACCAAGAGAGACACGGGGACGCUGUGAAAGACGUUGCCUUCGAAGUGGACAACCUAGAUGUCAUCUUCUCAGCUGCUCUCAAAAAUGGCGCGAAAGUUAUAUCAGAGCCCAAGUUACUCUCCGACUCUUUCGGUAGCCUCAAAACCGCCACGAUACAGACGUAUGGCGACACCACUCACACACUAAUUGAAAAGUCGACAUACUCCGGGGUUUUUCUUCCUGGAUACCGCUCAGAAACAGUAAAGGAUCCUUUAUCAAAGUUUCUUCCAAAAGUAGGGCUCGACGCAAUCGACCAUUGCGUUGGAAAUCAGGACUGGGACGAGAUGGAGGAUGUGUGCGACUAUUACGAAAAUGUACUUGGCUUCCAUCGAUUCUGGUCAGUUGAUGACAAAGACAUCUGCACCGAAUACAGUGCACUCAAAUCUAUUGUCAUGUCGAGCGAAAAUGAUAUGGUAAAGAUGCCCAUCAACGAGCCAGCGAAGGGUAAGAAGCAGAGCCAGAUUGAGGAGUAUGUCGACUUCUAUGGUGGUGCUGGUGUCCAGCAUAUCGCAUUGAGAACGGAUAAUAUCAUCGAUGCUAUCACGAACCUGAAGGCUCGCGGCAUGGAGUUUAUCAAAGUUCCGGAAACGUAUUAUGAUUCGAUGAAGAUGCGCUUGAAGAGAGCUGGGUUAACGCUGAAUGAAGAUUUCGAGACUCUCAAGAGCCUCGACAUUCUCAUAGACUUCGACGAGGGUGGAUACCUCCUUCAGCUGUUCACGAAGCACCUGAUGGAUCGUCCUACAGUCUUCAUUGAGAUCAUCCAGAGAAAUAACUUUUCUGGGUUUGGUGCUGGUAACUUCAAGUCGCUGUUCGAGGCUAUCGAAAGAGAGCAAGAGCUGAGAGGCAAUCUUGUGUAGAGGGAAACAUUAUUCAUUUCCAGCAUAUGUAGCAUUGGGUUGGAGUAUUUGUCGUCGUUCGUAGAGGCUGCUCAAGGCAUAGUCGGUAUAUGUGCUAAUGUCCA